AUGCUUGAUCCUCUAACCUCGAUCUCGCUCGCAAGUGCCAUUGUCCAAUUUAUCGAUUUUGGGUCCAAGCUGGUGGCGGAUGGCCGUGAGAUCUACGAGAAUGGCACAUUAACCUACCAUCAAGAACUGGAUCUGAUUACUAAAGAUCUCCAAACCCUUACUGAAGAAAUAGAGUUGCGUUUAGUGCCCGCGACAACGAUCUUGGCAGAUGAAUUAGCUUUGCGAGAACUAGCCAUCAAGGCCAAAGAGCUAGCAGACCAACUACUUACUGUUUUGGACACAGUAAAGUCUACAGACGGCCAAAGUGUACUUCAAAGUUUCCGGCUGGCACUUCGCAACGCAAGAAAAAAAGGGAAGAUUCAAGACACCGAGAAAAGAUUGAAUAAAUUGCGAAAGCAAAUCAAUACUCGUAUGAUUACAAUAUUAAGCCACAAGCAAUUAGGCGUUUUUGGGGCCGUGACGAAUGUGUUAGAAGAGAUCCGACGAAAUGACAUGAAUAUCGAUAACAAAAUCGAGAGGCUACGAACAGACUUAUUAAGAUCGUUGGAAACAAAACUCUAUGCUGGAACGAAUGACACGAUUCCAAAGCAAUGCGAUAAACUUGUCUCCGAAGCACAACGGGUCACGACUUCAUACGAAGUGCUGCGAAGUUUACAUUUCAAAACUAUUAAAGAUCGCGAGGCUAGAAUUAAAAGUGCACACAACCAUACUUUCGAUUGGAUAUUUGAUGAUUCCGAUACCGUUACAGGGCACCAGACGCAGUUCCAAGAUUGGCUACGAAAUGGAAACGGAAUAUACUGGAUCUCUGGAAAAGCAGGGUGUGGAAAAUCAACACUCAUGAAGUAUUUGUGCAGCGAUGCGCGCACGAAAGAUCAUUUGAAGAUCUGGACUGGGACCUCAAAUAUCUUCAUCGCUAGUUACUUUUUCUGGGGUAGUGGGAACAAAAUGCAGAAAUCACAGCUAGGUCUUUUGCAAUCGUUAUUGUAUCAGAUAAUCAAUCAAUAUCCCGAAAUCAUCUCCAGAGUUUGUCCCUCUCGCUGGACUGUGGUUAGAAAACAUGAGGACGAAUCUGAUCUGUGGAGUUUACCAGAGCUCUCGGAAACAUUCGACCGUAUCGUAACAGAAGAGCAUGCUUGGUCGACGCGCUUUUGCUUUUUUGUGGAUGGUCUGGAUGAAUACGACACACAAUAUGGAGAAUAUACGGAUCUUAUCAAAAUUCUUCGAAGCCUAGCUACAUCCUCUGUUAUUAAAUUGUGUGUUUCUAGUCGACCUUGGAAUGUGUUUCUUGAAGCCUUCGAUGAUGGUGAUAUACCGAAGCUUGUUGUACAGGAAUAUACCAAGCCAGACAUCGAGCUCUACGUCAAGAAUCGGUUGGAAGACGAUGUUCGAUUUGUUCGCCUAUCGAAAAAAGACAAUCAGUAUCAGCAACUCGUGCAAGGAAUUGUGGAAAAAGCAAAUGGUGUUUUUCUCUGGGUCUAUCUUGUUGUCAACUCACUCCUGAGGGGGUUCACAGACGACAAUGACAUAUCAACCUUGCGUGGCCGACUCGAGCAUUUACCUGCGGACCUUGGGGAUUAUUUUCGACAGAUGCUUGAAACCAUCGAAGAUGUGUAUCGCGUACAAACUGCCCAAAUAUUUCAGAUUGCUGUUAUAUCAUCAUACCCUUUACCUCUUCUAUUGUUUAAUUUUCUGGCUCAAGUGACAGACGCCCCACACUCCAAAAUCGACAACAAAACGCAGGUUCAGAGAUUUACUUCACAAGAUAUUAUUACUGUGACAGAGAAGAUGAAGACAUAUAUCAAUGCCCGAUGCAAAGACCUUCUUGAGAUAUAUGUAGAUAACGAUCCUGAGGAAGCGAGUUGUCUACGAAACAAAGUUGGGUUCCUACACCGCACAGCCAAAGAUUUUCUCAUGACGAAGGAUAUACAAGAAGUGCUAGAAUCCCGGCUGCCAUCAAAAUUUGAUGCAAGAAUUACUUUGUGUAAUCUCUAUCUCCGGCAACUGGAGUCGCUCCCUUUGAAGGAAGAUCAUGGAAGUUGGCUACUGACAAGAAUAUCCACCAUGACACGAGAACUUGUAUACUACCUUUUUGAAGCUGAAAGAAUCAAUGGCGUAGCCGAAGUACUUUUAUUAGACGAGCUUCAUCAAACACUUUCUACCCGCGCCCAGGAACUGCAUAGGUUGCCCCAGGCUGCGUUCAAAAAUCAUAUUUUAGCACAUUACAACACGACGACGUUUGCCAAAUUAAUCAUCGAAGGACAAUUGGUCUUGUAUCUCGAACAUCUGGUUCGCAGAGAAACGUGGCUACUUGGCUCCGAACCUCUUCUCAAUUACACAUUGCUCAAUUUUGGAAAAGUGCCCCCACAACGCUUGCACUACGAGGCUGAUGUGACGGUCGCCAUGGUUCGCAUACUCUUGGAGCGGGGAGUAAAACCCGACGAGGCAACGUGGUGGGAGUUCUUGGUCUCGUUUGACAAGAUUUCCAGACCGGCGUAUCGCGACCAUCUCGACGAAGUCUUUGACAUUUCGAAAAUGCUUCUGGAACACGGCGCGGACCCAGACUACGAAUUCGACAUGCAAGAAGGAGAGUGCACAAGGUACGCGAGAGGAAAGGGCGGGAGACGCCGCAAAGUUACAGAACUCCAAUGGGUGCGCAAGGUGGCAUCCGAGAUUCUCGUGAAUGGGUUUGGCAAAACACCGCACCUCGAAUCGCAAAUCAUAGAAGUUAUUCACAAGAGCAGACUCAAACGUUCAAGCUCAAGGUGGUCUCUUUGGCGACUACUUACUCCGAGAUAG
Messenger RNA from Botrytis deweyae, 2796 nucleotides. RefSeq lists its product as uncharacterized. The coding region runs from base 1 to 2796 and encodes 931 amino acids. The record is from RefSeq and is a predicted model, not a curated record. NCBI's taxonomy places the organism in Eukaryota, Fungi, Ascomycota, Leotiomycetes, Helotiales, Sclerotiniaceae. The transcript has 2 exons.